Molecule: messenger RNA, 1978 nt
Organism: Cydia strobilella
Lineage: Eukaryota; Metazoa; Arthropoda; Insecta; Lepidoptera; Tortricidae
Product: PR domain zinc finger protein 5-like
Exons: 2
Coding region: 142-1971 (609 amino acids)
Biological process (GO): regulation of gene expression
Cellular component (GO): nucleus
Source: RefSeq, a predicted model, not a curated record
GUCAUUGUCAUUCAUUUUAUGAUAGAGAUUUUCACAAUCAAGCAACCGCCGAUUUCGUGCAUUUAAUCCUUUAUAUAUUGUUACUUAGCUUAUUUUAUCGUAUGUAACAAUACGUCUGUAUAUUCUAAUGUGUAAGGCGCCAUGGCAAUGUUCAACGAGUUGACGUUCUCAGCGACGAGUCAACCGAAGCCCGCUUUGGCGAAGUUACGGAACAUCCUGAAUACUCCGCGCUUCUGCACAAUUUGCUACGAGUCUGCGGUGCAGCUCCACGAUCUAGACAACUGUCCUCUCGUUGAAGAGAGCGAAUAUACCUGCACCCUAACCCUCCGGCAAAUACUGCACGAAUUGUUUCAUGACGCGGGUUCCCGAAUCAUUCUCAGCAAGUAUGUCUGCGACCACUGCCAGGCUAAGCUUGUUUACUCCUACCAAUUCAUACGCUCCACGCAAACCAGAGCCGAAAACUUCCACUACUACCUCACUCAGCUCGACUCUGAAACUGUAGACCUGCUCAACUGUAUGGCAGACAACCCGGCGUGCGCUAACGCUGUCAUAGUCUUGGAAGAAACAGUCUCCAAUGGAAACAGAUUUGAACAGCUUGAGAAAUUCAAGUGGCACAAUAACCAACCUGUCAAAGAAAAAGUCCAUGUCAUUGAGCGUCCUUCAAGGCUUUUAAUAACAAGAAACUAUGUGUGUGGAUACUGUGACAAGGAAUUCUGCGAUAAAAAGUUCCUAUUAGCACAUUUAAAUACAUGCGGCUUGUGCAAAACUAAAACAGGUCUUAAUGUAGAAAGUACACCGUCUAAUAAAAUCUCAUGCCCAAAAUGCAAGAAAAGAUCAUGUGAGCAUGAUAAGUUUAUUAAACACUUUUUAGACCAAAAAAAGGAUAAUGUUCUAAAGGUAAAAUGUUUAGAAUGCCCUUAUACCGCAACUAUGCUGCAAACGCUGAUAUCCCAUGUUGAUAAAAAACAUAUGGAUGAGUUAGCUGAUAACUGUGAAUUGUGUGGCAAAUUAUUUUACUUGAGAGAACAGUAUUUUAGUCAUUUUGACACAUUCCACCCGGACUACAAAAUCUGCUUUUACUGUAGCUGUGUUAUUCCGAGUGAGAGCUUGUAUGAGCAUGAAGCGGAAUGCAUAGUCGCGGAAAAAACGUACAGUUGUGACAAAUGCCCUUCUAAAUUUGAAAACGAUAUGCAAGCUUCCAUACAUGCUAUGGCACAUGAAGAUGUACCGAAGAAACCCAAAAGAAUCAUUCUGAAGCGGUCCUACUCCUGUCCGCUUUGCAAAGAAACAUUUACCGGUAAACUGAAAUUACAGAAACAUUGCAAUGAUGCACAUGGAGUGGAAUCGUACAGAAAUAACCAUUGUCAAUUCUGCGAUAUUAAAUUUAUAACGAAAAAGGAGUACUUGUUGCAUAUGCGUGAGAUGCAGCAUUUUGCUGAAAUUAAUCCAAAUCACAGUUACCGCCACAAAUGUCAGUAUUGUGACUAUAGAGCAAGACAUGGUUUCGUUUUGAAGACCCAUAUGAACCGUUAUCAUUUAAAAGUGAUGCCGUUCGAGUGUGACAUUUGUAAGCAAAGAUUCUUAGAUAAAAGAAAGCUCAAGGCUCAUAUAGACAGACAUAUGGGCAAGGGUAAGACGGUGUGUUCUAUAUGUGGAGAUACGCUUGGGAGCACAACUGCGCUUAUUAAACAUACAAGAUUACAUACUGGGGAGCGACCAUAUCCAUGCCAUCUGUGUGAUGUUAGCCUAAAUUCUGCCAGCGAACGUAAAUUCCAUGUCCUACGGAAACACACAGAGAAGACCCACCCAUGUCCGAUCUGUGAAACCAAGUUUCAUACACCAUACUUUGUUAGAAGGCAUAUUCAGCAAGUACAUUGGAAGAGGAAAGAAAAGUUUGAUCACACGAAGGUAGAGGGACUGAAGCCCGAACAUUAUGAAUUGUUCAGAGAUAGGAGAAUGGUUGUUUUAUAAUAAAGAU